This is a messenger RNA of Oncorhynchus masou masou (cherry salmon), 2484 nucleotides long. RefSeq names its product M1-specific T cell receptor beta chain-like. The record is from RefSeq and is a predicted model, not a curated record. Lineage: Eukaryota; Metazoa; Chordata; Actinopteri; Salmoniformes; Salmonidae. The coding region runs from base 14 to 937 and encodes 307 amino acids. The transcript is spliced from 6 exons.
UCUCAGUCCUCUGAUGUCUGUCAGGAUGAAGCUGUUGUGUGUGACUCUGGCUCUCCUCCUCACUGCAAAUUUCUGUGACGGUAUAACAGUUAAACAGUCUCCUGUCCUGUCUGUGUGUAGAGAAGGAGAUGCGUCAGUCACUCUACGGUGUUACCACGACGUCAGCAGCUACUACUACAUGUUCUGGUACCGACAGAGAGACAACAACAUGGAGAUGCUGACAUAUUCUCAUGGUCAAGGCUUGUGGGAAAUACAACCUCCCUUUGAGAAGGAUGUACAUUACACCAUGAGCAGGCCGGAGCUGACUAGAUCCACUCUGGAGAUCAAGAACCUGGAGGUUGGGGACGAGGCUGUGUAUUACUGUGCUUCCAGUACAGCACCUUCAAACCAACCAGCCUUCUUUGGGAAUGGAACCAAACUCACUGUUUUAGAUCCAAACAUCAAAGUCACUGAACCCACAGUGAAAGUCCUCGCACCCUCCGCUAAGGAGUGUGAAGAUAGAAACAAGAAGAAGAAGAAGACCCUAGUGUGUGUCGCCACCCGCUACUACCCUGACCACGUCACGGUCUUCUGGCAAGUCAACAACGUCAACAGAACUGAAGGUGCCGGGACCGACAACAGGGCCUUGUGGGAUGAAGAUGGUUUAUACAGUAUCACCAGCAGACUGAGAGUCCCAGCCAAGGAAUGGCACAAACCAGAGAACAGAUUCACCUGCAAUGUCAGCUUUUACAAUGGGACUGACAAUAUAAAAGUGAAUGACACCAUUAGUGGAGAUCUCCAAGGUCAAAGUGGGGAAGAGAUAACGACAGAUUACUAUGUGAAGAGCACCCAGACUGCCAAGCUGGCCUACAGCAUCUUCAUCGCUAAGAGUACCUUCUAUGGCCUGGUCGUCAUGGUUAUGAUUUGGAAGUUCCAGGUGAGUUCACUGCAAAUAUGAUAAAGGUUCAUCACACAGCCAUCUCUCUCCUCUUCUAUCUCUGCCUUGUGCUGAAGGAGUCCCAGAUCAGUUUAGUACGGUCUUGCCAACUCCUAUGGUCAGGGUGACAGUGACCACACAAACAGAUCCCACUGGACACACCACGUCAUUUCAACGUGGAUCAUUGGGAAAUACUUGGUUUAGACGUUGAUCAAUGAGAUUACAAUUGAUAUUCACCCAAUCAAAAGACAGCCAAAAGUUAGUCGAAUUUCCAGUGUGUUAUCCCUGUGAUUUCAACCAUCUAAAAGCACGAACAUGUUCAAAUGGAAAACAACAAUGUCUGAUUUCUGAUUUAGUUGUCAACCAAAUGUCUAUCACUGCUCUUUCAACCAUCUAAAAGCACAACACAGUUCAAAUGGGGAUACACUGUCAGAUAUUGAAUCCUUUAUAGAACAGAUUAAUGUGUUAUCACUGGGCUUCAUCUCAUAGCACAACCACAUGAGCUGGAUUGCAGUUGAGAGUUACAUUAUAGCACACGGUACAAGGGAUCAAUGCCAUUUGAGAUUCUAUUUUGAUUUUAAGAGGAGAUCUCUCAACAAUCUGUCCCACGAUAAGCACAGAGGUCAUAAUCAGUGAGAAAUAGCAUAGCGAAGCGUGACUGCGUUAAAACCUGGGAUGGAAGACAGAUGAACUCUCCAGUAGGAGGGGCUGCCCAGCAUAAUGUUUUGUUUCUGAUAGUGACCCUGACUUUGAAUAUCUGAUAUUGUUUAAAAUCGAUCAAAAUUCAACAUAUUUUGUCAAUGUUGAAAUUAGUUUACCAUCAUGACACAAUCCUGUGAUUUAAAUUUCACCCCCCCCCCAAAAAAAAACAGUAAAAAAAAAAUUAAAAGUAUUAUUCUAAGUAGAUUCCACGUCACAAUACGUUGACAAAUAGCGUUGAAACGACGUUGAUUCAAUCAGUUUGAGCCCAGUGGGAUGUCACAUGACAGGCAGGCGGGAUACGCAGGACAGCAAAAACAGAUCUGGGAUCAGGCUAGUUAACGACCAUAGGGGUUGACAGGACAGCACAAACAGAUCUGGGACCAGGCUAGGUAACGACCAUAGGAGUUGACAAGACAGCACAAACAGACCUGGGACCAGGCUAGGUAACGACCAUAGGGGUUGACAAGACAGCACAAACAGACCUGGGACCAGGCUAGGUGAUGACCAUAGGAGUUGACAAGACAGCACAAACAGACCUGGGACCAGGCUAGGUAACGACCAUAGGAGUUGACAAGACAGCACAAACGGAUCUGGGAUCAGGCUAGGUGAUGACCAUAGGAGUUGACAAGACAGCACAAACAGACCUGGGAUCAGGCUAGGUAAUGACCAUAGGGGUUGACAAGACAGCACAAACAGAUCUGGGAUCAGGCUAGGUAUUAUCCUCAUACAGACACUAUACUGUCUUUAUCCUCAUACAGACACUAUACUGUCUUUAUCCUCAUACAUCCUCAUACAGACACUAUACUGUCUUUAUCCUCAUACAGACACUAUACUGUCUUUAUCCUCAUACAGACACUAUACUGUCU